AUGACCAACAAUGGUAUCAACCCUACCUUCUGUUCAUAUUCCUUUGACCAGGCCCUCGUGUGCUGUCGAGAUGGCUCCAGUAUCCUGAGGGUUGCAGACAAACGACCAGUGUGGUCUACAUCUAACAGCGCGAAUGGCAACCGACAAAGAAGACUGAGUGAACGAAAAUGCGAGGAGUACAGCAAGAACGUUAUCCAGACCGUAGACUUCCUACCACUCCUGCCAGACCCUGAAACUCAUUCCAUUUCAUCAGCGAAAUGUGACUACACGAAAGUAGAGCUGAUAGUUGGUGGUGAAAACGCUAAUCAGGGGGAAUUCCCUCAUAUGGCUGCCAUCGGAUGGGUGGAAGACAACUCCUAUGUGUUCCUCUGCGGUGGGAGCCUCAUCAGCUCCAGGUACGUGCUGACGGCGGGACACUGCAUCAAGGUCCCCAGGCGAAGACCAGAGGGACCAUCCAUUGUUAGGCUUGGAGAUCAGAACUUGGAUCCGAAUGUUCAGGACAGAGCUACUCCUGUUGAUGUACCAAUUAAGAACAUAGUACCUCACCCAGAAUAUCGACCUCCCGGAAAGUACAACGAUAUAGCUCUCCUGGAGCUUCACACAGACGUGGACUUUGAGACCAACAUCCGCCCCGCCUGUUUGUGGACGAAGCCAGACUUCGCUAAGCAUAGCAAGGUCCUGGCUACUGGCUGGGGAGUUACUGAUCCAAACUCCCGAAAUCCGCAAACAUCGAAGGAACUACAGAAGGUGUCGUUAACGUUACUUCAAAAUUCGCACUGUGACCGACUCCUGGAAGAUUCGAGAAACAGGCAUUGGCAAGGAUUUGCUCCGACGCAGAUGUGUGCAGGAGAGCUCAGGGGAGGAAAAGAUACUUGUCAGGGUGACUCCGGAUCUCCUCUCCAAGUGGCUUCCAGCGAGAACCAGUGCAUCUUCCACAUAAUGGGAAUCACAUCAUUCGGACGGAAGUGCGCCCAGUCCGGUAAACCGGCCAUCUAUACACGGGUCUCUAGCUAUAUUGGCUGGAUUGAAAGUGUUGUGUGGCCAGGGGAGUCGUAACUUUAGAACUUACGUUUUAUAAUUAUUAGCUAAUAAGUGAAAAUAAUCUUCUGUAGUACCCCAUUACAUCAUCUCUGGACCUAACGUCGAUGACGUCACAUCGUCAUUCAUUGAUGUAAAUGUGUUGUGUUGUGAUUAAAAAUCAAUGAAACAAUGAAGGUUAAGUCAAAGAAUAUAUAAUAGUAAAAGUACGGUCUCACUACGCAAAAUCGAUUAAAGAAAUAGGGACUCUUACGAUCAUACAAUAAGGUGUAAUUCAGAUCGCUAUUAACCUAUAUUUUUAUUCACCUAGACGUUGCCUCUCUUUCUAUCGCGUGACUCUCACUUCUUCUAACGACAUUAGGGUUAACUUCUUUACCUAAAACUGUACCUACCUAGUAUAAGGUCAUCUUAUAAAAUAGCUCAGUUUUUCUAUAAUAUAAAUAGGUAUUUAAUCUUUAUUUUAAAUCAGUAUUCUUUCGUUGUCAAACCUACAUUUGUUUCACAUAGUAAUGUAUGCGUUGGAAGACCACGACAUAGUCAAACCUACUGAGCAUAUACUAUACAAGGAAAUAAAUAGGUUGCUAUCGUGAAUAGUAAUUUUAUUAUAAUAAUAAUCUCUUUAAAUUAGGUUGUUUCAGCGUCAUUAGGAAGCUAUAAUCUAAAUGUGCAUCGCAAUUACCUUUAACAUGCUUUGCUUUAUUUAAAUUUCUCCAUUUUUAAAAGAUCAUUCGGAUCGGAGUGAAGUAGAUGACAACAAGGCGCACGUGCGUCACUGCUCGCUCGUGAGUCCCUACUGACUAGCCUACUCUGUAGAGGCCGCCGUACGUUUACGAUUUCGAUACCUACACGGGGAGUGAGACAGGACUGAUUAAGUACAAAGAGUAUAUUUUUUAGCGACACAGAACAACAGAAACUACAGAACUAUUAUCAAAAACAAGCAUUGUUAGCACGAAAAUAUCACAUGUAUACCUAACGGUAAUGAAACUGCAAACCGUACUGACUCAGAACGAACGCGAGGGGGGGGGGGUGAAAGGGGAACGGGAGGGGGUAUUACGUUCCAGCGAGGUCCAGAGGUAAUGUGGCAGUGUUGUACUACUUAAUAAUUCCUUGUCAAAUUAAAAAAAGAACGCGUCUAGCAAAGAGUAUAAUAAUAUUAUAUAGGGAAAAGAGAGCCCUCUCUAAUAUAUAUAUAAUAACUAACUAAUUGCAAUUUUUUACCAUGUUGAAAUUGCGCGUAGAGUUAGUUAUUUAAUUUUGCCACAACAUAGAACAUAAAGGAUAGAUUUAGUAGUGUAAAUAUGCAAAAUUGAACACGAGAGCUACAUUCAUGCGCUAACGCUAAAAGUAGCCGCCAUUUUAUGACCAGUGGGCAGUGACACAACUAAAGAAAAGUUGAUAGGUUUCAAAGCGAGUGACAGCUGACAAAGCUUUCAUUUUCGGGCCAACUAACAGAUGGCACUACAGUCUUCUGAAAACGUCUCUAUAAGGCGUCUGUCCCACCCCUGGCGUCUAGUAUCACGAGGCGUUUCCGAAUGGAAUAGCCGAAUCUAAUGUGCCGUAGACGGGGUUUUGGCAUACAUAAUAUUUUUUUUUCUGCAAAAUAAAUUGUGAGCAAACUGUAAAGUAAAAAUAUGAAAGAGCUCGUGUUAACAGAGUUAAUAUGUCAGAACAAAUAUAAUUAAUAGAAAUUUCAAA
Messenger RNA from Leptidea sinapis, 2733 nucleotides. RefSeq names its product serine protease snake-like. Gene Ontology annotation, molecular function: serine-type endopeptidase activity. Gene Ontology annotation, biological process: proteolysis. NCBI's taxonomy places the organism in Eukaryota, Metazoa, Arthropoda, Insecta, Lepidoptera, Pieridae. The record is from RefSeq and is a predicted model, not a curated record. The coding region runs from base 1 to 1056 and encodes 351 amino acids. The transcript has 8 exons.